UGGCCCGCUCAAUCAGAUCGUUAACGGCAUCUAUAACUUGCGUGGCAAUAAAAGCACCUUCGGAAGUAUUGCUGAUGUCAUUUGUAAUAAGGGUUUUGAAAGAAGUCAAGAGCAGAUUGCUUGCCAAGAAGACGGGAUGUGGGAAAAUGCGAACUGUACAAUUAAAGAUUGUGGUACUCUUCCCAACCCUGAACAUGGUAGCAUUGAAAUACUAUCGGAUACCAAGUAUUUGGCGGAAGUGGCGUAUACGUGUAAACAUGGAUAUGAAUUAAUAGGUGAUCAGUCGAGAACAUGCCAGUCUACAGGCACGUGGUCUGGGGAGACGCCAUAUUGUCGACAAACAGGAGUACCGAAGAUUGUGUGCCCUACUAACACGGAUUACCGUGGCCGAGAAUGGAGAGAAGUCUUAUCCGGUACUCUUAGAACUCAACUGUGUGAUGAUAAUGAACGUUUCAAAGGGAAUGCUAGCAGAUUUUGUGCGGCAGAUGGAUCAUGGCAACACCCACAGUACAACUGCGUUCGGGAUUCGGUUGACCAUGUCCUUAAUCAAGUAUGUGAUUUUACGCUAACGUACGUGCGGAUAGAUACAAUCUACAAUAACACUUUUUAUAACAUUUUAAAUCGACGGAUGCCACUCAUCUCUUUGAUGCAGUUGAGGGUAUUACUGCAUUAG
This is a messenger RNA of Dreissena polymorpha, 673 nucleotides long. Its product is annotated as protein lev-9-like. The transcript is spliced from 4 exons. The coding region runs from base 137 to 673 and encodes 178 amino acids. NCBI's taxonomy places the organism in Eukaryota, Metazoa, Mollusca, Bivalvia, Myida, Dreissenidae. Gene Ontology annotation, cellular component: membrane. The record is from RefSeq and is a predicted model, not a curated record. Gene Ontology annotation, molecular function: G protein-coupled receptor activity.